AUGAUCACCAUGUGUGAAGCCCAUGCUAAAUUUGCCAUUGACUGUUUCCGCCGGCUGGCUGAAGAGCACCCAUGUGAUAACCUCUUGUUCUCCCCUGUGAAUACUGCCUCUGCCCUGGGCCUGCUUGCCUUGGCAUCUGGAUGUGAGCAGGCAGCUGACAUUGAGAAGACACAAGAGAAAAUUGUUGUCUGCCCCAAACAAAGAGCUCAACCUGAACCAGCAUGUCCUCAACAAAGACCUAGACCUGAGCCAAUAUGUCCCAAGCCAAGACCCUGUCCUGAACCAACCCCUCCUGAACAAAGAUGCCCUAAACCAAGACCCCGUCCUGAACCAGCAUGUCCUGAACCAGCCCAGCCACCUUGUCCAGAAAGAAAUGUUCCAGAAUAUGAAUGUGAAACACCUCAAGGAGUCCAUACCGCAUUUAGCAAAAUCCUGGCUACUCUUCAUGCACCCAGCACCAACUAUGCUCUGAGUUUUGCCAACAAACUCUAUGGAGACCAUGCCAUUGCCUUCAUCCAGAAAUUCAUUUACUGUGCUCUCAAACUGUACUGGACAGAUGUGGCUGGAGCUGAUAUCCACAAUGCCCCAGAGGAAGUGAGGAGAAUCAUAAACCUUUGGGUUGAGGUCCAGACCCAUGGUAAAAUCAGGGAUCUCUUCCCCAAGGACAGCUUCGACUGCCUUGCCCAGCUGCUGCAGGUGAAUGCUCUCUAUUUCAAAGGACAAUGGGACGUGAAGUUUGACAAAGAACUCACUGUGGAAGCCCCCUUCUAUUCACACCAUGCCGAUGCGAAGAGAGAUUGCCAGACUGUGCUGCUGAUGAACAGGAAGGGCAUCUACAACACUGCAAUGGUUGACAUCUGUGGUGUUGAGGUGCGAGUCCUGGAGGUCCCCUAUAAGGACAAUGAAAUGAGCUUCUUUGUACUGCUCCCAACUGACUGUAGCCCUGAGGCUCUCCAACAGCUGGAAGAUUCACUUACCCACGAGCACCUACUCAACUGGUCGUGUCAGCUGAAGCCUGCCGAGGUGGACGUGUUCAUCCCUAAAUUCAGCUUAGAGAAGAGCCUUUAUUCCAUUGAAUGUUUGGAUCUGCCAAAUCUCCAAGAUCCAGAAAAAGCUGAUUUCUCUCAAGCAACUACCACUGAGGGAGUGGCCCUCACUCAGCUGGUCCAUGAUACCUUCAUUGAGAUUGAUGAAGAGGGUGGUGAGGAACCAGAGGCUCGCCGUUGCCCCAGGGAUAGGCGCCCACGUCGGGAAGCUGUGGAGGUUGUGGCUGACCAUCCUUUCCUGUAUUUCAUUCUGCACAAUUGCACCCAAAGCAUCCUUGCCCUUGGCAGGUUUGCUAAACCAGAAUAG
Messenger RNA from Pogona vitticeps (central bearded dragon), 1353 nucleotides. Lineage: Eukaryota; Metazoa; Chordata; Lepidosauria; Squamata; Agamidae. The record is from RefSeq and is a predicted model, not a curated record.